This is a messenger RNA of Ceutorhynchus assimilis (cabbage seed weevil), 2143 nucleotides long. The record is from the annotation of a GenBank genome assembly. Lineage: Eukaryota; Metazoa; Arthropoda; Insecta; Coleoptera; Curculionidae.
UUCAAUGCUAAAUAUGAUAGACACAAUAGAUAAAGAAGACUCUAUGCUUCCGUCUAUUUAUGGCUUAGAUGAACACGUAAACUUUGAGAUAGAUUCAAACGACAAUGACAUGAACGGUGAUUCGAAUGCAAAUGCGAGCGACUCCCAAAAUGAAAUUGUUUUAGAAAUAAUAGAUAUUAACGAGGAUGGACAAGAAACAAUUCUAAAUAAAGAAAGUGUGACACUACCAGAAGAUGAGACACAAACCCAACAUGUAAACGAAACCAUAAUGGCCGAAGAAAAUAAUAAUAUUUUAGAAAAUGUUGAUACAAAUACCCCUACCAGAAAACGCAAACGAAAUCCAAAUGGGUGGAAGCAAAAUAUACGGAAAGAAAACCGUCAACAUGGUAAAGAAUAUAUUAAUACAAAGGGCAAGUUAGUUGCUCAUAAAUCGGUAAAAACAACUGGAUGCAAAACAGAAAAAUGUAGUUUUAAAUGUGAAGAGAAAAUUACAGUUAUCGACAGAGAAAAUAUAAACAGAAAAUUCUGGAGCCUUGGCGACGAAAUAAAAAAUCAUUUUUAUUCUAAGCAUAUUAGAAGAUACCCAGCAAUACGAAAAAGAACUAAAAAUGAAAAUAGCAGGAAGACUUAUUCUUACGAUUACUUUCUUUAUGUCUCUGGUCUAAAAAUUAAAGUGUGCCAAGAGUUUUUCCUGAAUACUUUAAACAUUAGCAAAAGUCGGGUUUACUACUUUUUUCAAAAAGUCGAAAGUCCCAAGUCCAACGUUCCACGGGCUCCUAUUACAGGAAAACAUCAGAAAAAGGUAGUUCCAGACGAAGAUAAAGAAAAAGUUAGGAAUCACAUCUCAUCGUUUCCUCUAGUAGAAUCGCACUAUUGUCGCCAAAAUUCAUCAAAAAAAUAUUUAGAGCAAAAUCUAAAUAUCCAAAGAAUGUAUGACCUAUAUAAAACGACUGUUGAAAAUCCCGUUAAAUUUCAUUUAUACAAGUCCAUUUUUAAUAAGGAGUAUAACAUAAGUUUUUUUAAGCCAAAAAAGGACUUAUGUGAUAAAUGCGAAGGUUUUAAAGUAAAUAGAAAUGCAAGUACAGAAGAAAAAAUGGAAUAUGAAGAACACCUGAAAAGAAAAAAUAUAGGUAGACAAGAGCGACAGAGAGACAGGGAAGCCUAUAUUGAUGAUGAUACGGUGGGAAUAAUCACUUUUGACCUAGAGAAUACUUUUUCUUUACCUAAAGCAAAUAUUAGUAACUUUUUUUACAAAAUGAAGUUAUGUUGCUACAAUUUAACGGCCCACUUGGAUAAAACUAAAGUUGUUUAUAAUGCAAUAUGGCAUGAGCUUAUUUGCGGUAGAGCUGGUGUUCACAUUGCCAAUGCUAUAAUAAGAAUUUUGAAAAGAGUUAUUGAGGACAAUCCGCAGCUAGAGAAAAUUAUUUUGUGGUCUGAUAGUUGCGUACCACAAAACAGGAAUUCCAUUUUGUCAUUCGCUCUACAGUAUUUCCUUAACUCGCCAGAGUCUGGAAAUUUGAGGAGGAUUGAACAAAAGUUUGGAGAACCAGGACAUGGCAAUGUUCAGGAAGUCGACGCAGCUCACAGCUGCAUUGAGAGAUUUAUUAAGAAUUUGGAAAUAUGGAGUCCUCUAACUCUCGUUCGCAUACUCUUGAAGAUUCCAAAUACAUGGAAGCUGAAAUUUUCUGUUUUACAGAUGAAACCAGCUGACUACAAGAACUAUCAACUGCUUUCUGGGACAUUUAAUUACAAUGAGAUUCCAUACACAAAAUUGAAACAUAUAAUUUAUGACAAGAGAUCAAUAUUUAAUGUUAAAUUCAAAACAUCAUUUGAAGGAGAAUCAUCUGAGGUGAGGUUAGUGCCUCUGAAAAAAUAUAGACAUAACAACCAUGUAGGCAUAGAGUUUCCAACGUCUAUCCCAAAUAUAAACUUGGCUGUAAAAAUAAAUGAUGCGAAAAGAAAACAUUUACUUGAAAUGAUGGAUUAUAUGCCCGAAGAUGAAAGAAUAUUCUAUAAAAAUUUAAUGCCCACGGAGAAAACUGCUGCAAAUAAGCAGAUUAUGGUGAAGAAAACCAAUAAGCCAUCCAAGGUUGGAAAUAAGAAACCGAAGAAAAAAGGAAUUGCAUCUACAAGCAAGAAAUGA